Acanthochromis polyacanthus (spiny chromis) is the source of this 5913-nucleotide messenger RNA. RefSeq names its product folliculin interacting protein 1 (gene fnip1). NCBI's taxonomy places the organism in Eukaryota, Metazoa, Chordata, Actinopteri, Pomacentridae. Gene Ontology annotation, molecular function: ATPase inhibitor activity; protein-folding chaperone binding. The record is from RefSeq and is a predicted model, not a curated record. Bases 199 to 3939 code for a protein of 1246 amino acids. Gene Ontology annotation, cellular component: cytoplasm. The transcript has 18 exons.
CAGUCCAGGCUCGCUGCUGGUGCUGCCUCUGUACUGUCCAGCACACACAGUGUUCCUGCGAUCACCUGAUAGUCUCAUGUUGUUGUGUGAAUUUAGUUCACCGCUAUUCUUAGACCCUGCUUUGGCUGGGAGAGGAGAGGAGAGACGAAAGGAAUAGAGUGAGAGGGAGAGGGCUGGGGAAAGACUGGCAGACUCACAAUGAUGCCCAGCUGGCCACUUCCCCAGCUGGAGCCCAGUCAGAUCAGGCUGAUAGUCUACCAGGACUGCGAGAGGCGCGGCAGAAAUGUCCUCUUCGACUCCAAUGCCAAAAAACGGGGCACGGAGGAAACCCCCAUUACUAGCACAGAGGGCCAGGUGAAGAUGUUUGGGAAAUGCUGCCAGCUCCGUCCUACAGGAGGCAGCAGCAGUUCCCUGGACAGCUCUUCUUCCUGCACCUCGGAAACCAAGGAAACCAAGGAGCAGGGCCUCCGCUUCCCGGGUUCGAGGUGUUCGUCUGAUGUGGUCAUGCUAGGGGAAAUGAUGUUUGGCUCUGUGGCCAUGAGCUACAAAGGCUCCACGCUAAAAAUCCACCAGAUCAGAUCACCACCCCAGCUGAUGCUGAGUAAAGUCUUCACCGCCAGAACGGGAGGCAGUGUGUACGGCAGUCUCAACACGUUACAGGACAGCCUGGAGUUCAUUGGACAGGACAGCAACACCUUAAGGCCUGAUCCAAACGCCGGACCCAACAGUCUUCUGGGGAACAUAGGAUUUUCCCAACUCUGCAGCCCUCGACGGGCCUUCUCUGAACAGGGCCCUCUGCGCCUCAUCAAGAGCGCAUCUUUCUUUUCAGGCCACAGUCACCCCAUGGACAUGCCUGGUCGAGGUCUGUACGACGAGAGGGACAGCGGCAUCGCCAGGUCAGCUUCUCUGAGCAGCCUGUUGAUCACUCCCUUCCCGUCUCCCGGCUCCUCCUUGACCAGCAGCUGUGCGUCCAGCUACCAGCGCCGAUGGCUCCGCAGUCAAACCACAAGCCUGGAGAACGGUGUCUUCCCCCGAUGGUCGGUGGAGGAGAGCUUCAACAUGUCUGAUGAGAGCGGGGGUCCAAGCCUCGGUGUGACUCGGAAGAAGAAGAUCGCCAUCGGGGUUAUCUUCAUGCUGUCCCCAAACCCUGAGGAGAACAGCCGCUUCCAAGAUUUCUUUUUCUCCCACUUCCCUCUCUUUGAAAGCCACAUGAACAAACUCAAGAGCGCCAUCGAACAGGCCAUGAAGAUGAGUCGGCGGUCAGCUGAUGCCAGCCAGAGGGCUUUGGCUUACAGCCGAAUGGUGGAUGGACUGAACGAGUUCAGGAUGACCAUCUGCGACCUCUACACCAUGCCCAGGGUGGCUGAGCCCGUCUGGUUGACUAUGAUGUCUGGAGCGUCGGAGAAGAACCAGCUCUGCGGUCAAUUCAUGAGGGAGCUCUCCCUGCUGAUGGAGCAGACCUCGAAGAACCAAUUCCUCCCUGCAUUGUUGACGGCCAUCCUGACCAAUCACCUGGCCUGGGUGCCCACCGUCAUGCCCAACGGCCAGCCUCCUAUCAAGAUCUUCCUCGAAAAACACUCCUCCCAAAGCGUUGACAUGCUGGCAAAGACGCAUCCGUACAACCCGCUCUGGGCGCAGCUAGGGGACCUGUAUGGAGCCAUUGGGUCACCAGUGAGGCUGUCAAGGACGGUGGUGGUUGGCCGCAGACAGGAGCUGGUCCAGAGACUCCUGUAUGUCCUCACCUACUUCAUCCGCUGCUCUGAGCUGCUGGAGACCCACAUGCUGGACAGUGCUGAGGAUGAGGCCAUCGUCAUGCCUGGCUCCCUCAUCACUACCUCCCUGAGGAAGGGUGAGGUGGAGGAGUCAGACUAUGUUCUGGUUACCGUCCAUAAACCCAGCGGAGACUACCUGUCCCAAGGGGCCCACAGCCAGCAGACCGAGGCAGAAGACAGCAGCUACCCAUCAGACAACAGCCUCCAGAGCAGUACAUACACAGACAAUGAGGUGGAGCACAGCACUGGGGACCCACCCAAGGAGGAAGAGGAGGACGAGGAAGACGAGGAGGACAGCGGUGAGAGUCAAGGGUCCAGGAGUAGUGUGCUUCAGACGGGGCACAGCCAGGGCAAAGCUCCUGUUAUCAGGACUGCAGACGUAGCUGAACCUGAGGAGCGAUGCAAAGAAUCCAGCAGUCCUCUGGCAACAGAGGCCCGACUGGAGACGGUGUUAGGUGUUGGCUCGGCCUCCCUCAGGGAGCGGGUCUGUGUGCUGGAUACAGAGACCAAGAGUGACCUGAAGCUUAUUGUUCCAUCCAUACCCACAACCCUCGCAUCAGGUCCAUCCCUAAAUCCUGUCUUCACAGGCGCUAAAAACUCUGCAGAGGCUGGGAUGAAUGCAGCAUUGGGGAACCAGUCCAGUAAAGUGCUGGCUCCUCGACCUUUGGGGAUCCCUCUAGAAAAGAAGCCCCCUGAUAAGAGCCUGGCUGCUGCAGUGCCAGUACCAGUGAUACCAGGAAACACCGUGACUGGGCCCAUGGCUUUGACUCUAUCAGAGGAGGAAGAGCCAACAACGAAAGUGACUUUCCUCAUUGGAGACUCCAUGUCUCCUGAAUCGGACACUGAGAGCCGCAGAAGGAAGGUAGAUGAGGACUUCAAAAAGCACAAAAAACACCUCAAGGACAAACAUCCGCUUCGCCUGCAGCUGCCGCAUCAGCAGCCACAGCAGCUGCAGAGGGGGCCAGAUUCAAAGACCAGCAACACAAGUGCAUCAGAGGACCAAACCAAACAGACCAAGGGGGCUUCAGCUCUGCAGCGGGUGUCCAGCAAGAUGCCCACUUGUAGCCUAAACUGUGUGGACGAUUUUGACGAGUGUUUCAGCAUGGAGAACCCUGUGGAAACUAGAACUAUGGACGAUGUGGCCAAACAACAGGGGGCCAGUACCACGCACAGUUUGCACAAAGAAAUGCUGGACACUUUGGGCGUUCCCCGACAUCGUGAACAUCAUGACUUGGGGGGUCUCAGCUUUCAGAGUGCUGUCAGGGGUCAGGGUUUGGGUCUGUGUUUAGGUUCAGGUAGUGGAGAGGUGGGGUCCAGCAGGAAGGAAGACACUUUGUUGCAGAGGAGGUGCAGGUGUGGAUCUACGGACUCCACCGACACCUGCUGCUCCAGGAGCUGUCCUGCUGAGCAGGACAAGGAUCUCGUGUUGACAGUCCCUGUCCCGCAGGACGGAAGCAACAGCAGCAAAGAGGACCAAAAACGCAAGGCAGCGCCUGUCAAUGACUGGGAAAUCCCACGCAACGAGAGCUCAGACAGCGCACUGGGAGACAGUGAGAGCGAGGAGACGGAGGACUGGCAGGAGGAGGUGCUGGUGCCCUUCCCUGGGUCAAAGUUGGUGGAGAACUACUCAAAGCCAAGCAUCGCCAAUUUUGGCCGGUCUCUCUUUGGAGGUUACUGCCCCACCUAUGUGCCAGACUUUGUACUGCAUGGGAUGCCCAGUGAUGAGAAGCUACGGCAGAGCCUCAUGACUGAAUUAACUCAUGCUGUUCAGCAUCCAGUAUUGGAUGAGCCCAUAGCCGAGGCCGUCUGCAUUAUAGCAGACACAGACAAGUGGACGGUGCAGGUGGCCAGCAGUCAGAGACGAGCCACAGAUGUCAACAAGCUGGGGAAGGAAGUCCUGGUGUCCAGCCUGGUUUCCAGCUUAUUGCAGUCCACUCACCAGCUCUACAAACUCAACGUCUCACCCAACUUUUGUAUAAUGCAUCUCGAGGACCGCCUGCAGGAGAUUUACUUCAAGAGUAAGAUGCUUGCUGAGUAUUUGAAGGGCCAGACGAGAGUCCAUGUGAAAGAACUGGGCAUGGUGUUAGGAAUCGAGUCCAGCGAUCUCCCCCUGUUAGCUGCAGUGGCCAGUACUCACUCCCCCUACGUGGCCCAGAUCCUGCUAUGAGACCGUACGAGCAGCUCCCAGACCAGCUGGACCUGAGCGGCGUCACUGUGGCCUCAAAACCGGCCGUCCAGACCUCCCAGAAAACCCCUGACAUGGUGUUCCUGACCUGUGUGCCUGGCCUAACGUGGAUCUUUGCCCUGAGCCUGAGCAGUGCACGUCUUCACGGACCACAGACGACACUUCAGACCAGUGCUGCUGAAUGUGGAGCAGUGCUGCUGUUGCACCACAGGGUGGCGUUAGAGACCACAGACGGAGAGACGGAGAGGCUCCGGAUGACUGAAGCGUCCCUGAAACGACCUUCUCCUGUUGUUUGAAUGUUUCUUUUAAAACGAGACUCUUUUAUUUUUGGACGCAAAAGCCAAAGACUUUAUUAAUUUUUCCAGGUGAGAAUGACAUUUUAAGAUACCUACAGUAUAAUAACAUUGGAUUUUAUUUCUUUGACUGCUUUUAUUUUUUCUUUCUGUACAAUCUUAAACCCAGUCGUACGAAGUGAUGGAUGUUUAGAGGAGAUGGAUGGACGUUUUUAGACUUUAUUUUGAGGUAAAUAUCAUUGAGAAAGUUAUCAAUCUCAUGCCAAUUAUGUCAUCGUGUUUAUCUUCAUGUUUUUGUUUACAAGCCAAAUUUCCCUGAAAUAUCUCAACAAAAUCCCACCGAUUUUUUUGGUUUAACUGCACCUGACUUUAAAGGCAGUUUUUUAAUUGAAUAAUUGACGCUCACCGUGAUUUUUAGUUCUACAAAGUGGUUUUGAAUUCGCUAAAAGUGGCUUUGACAUUCUUAUCACAGGUACAGCACUACCUCAGAUCUGUGUAUGGGCAGGAAAGUAAGACACACAUUUACAGCUGCCCCAUAGAAAAAGCCCUGAGGUAAACUUUUUAAGAUAUUUUAAUCAGAGGAAUGUCAACUGUGCAGACUCGAUGCUGUGUUCUUUGAAAAAGGGAAGGCUGUUUUAAUUCCUUCGGAUGAUCGUCACAGGAAAAUGGAAGAAAAAUGUAUUUUUUCGAAUGCGAUUAAGAAGGGGUCCCUUUAUACUGUGGAAAAGCUAAAAAAAAAAACAACAACAACAACACGCAUUAUCUAUUUUACAACCAAAAUGCUGAAAUAUUUUCACACUUUUAUAGCUCCGCCACCUUUAUACGAUGUUUACGGCUUCGUUGUUUGCUGCAAGAGUAGAGGAACACAGUAGGCCUUAUAGUGGAUAUGUAUGUAUCGGCUAACACUAUUUUCAAGCUUGUUUCUAUGACGGUUAAUACUCACAAAAACACACAAAAUACAGAAGUUGUACUUGGACAUGUCUUUUUUUUUUUUGGUUUAGUUUUAUUGACAGUAUAAGCCUUAUAAGCAGGGUGCGAUUUGCUGAAAACUGCGACAUUAUUUGUGUUAUUAAAUCAGUUGACAGCUUUGGGAAUUAAAUAAGGAAGUCACACACUGUCGGAAUAGGACAAGAAAUCAGACAUAUGCUCACAUACGGCAGUUAUUUAGUAGAAUAAUUUGACAAAUACAAAGUUUUUGGAACUCUUCGAUGUUGCUUGGGCUUGUUUUUUGGCUUGUAGGAUCUAUUCAACCAACAACUGGACAGCGUCUUUCUCUCAGCUCAAAUCGCACCCUGAAUAUAACACAAGUCUUAAUGGAGAAGAGGCAGGCUUCCUGAGAGCUCAUUUUUUUGCUGUUAAAAAUCGAUAUAUACAUGCUUGUUACUGUGUUGAAAGCGCGCCGCUAUUAUCCGCCUACGUUUUGUAAAAGCCAGCCGUUAUGUUUAAAAAGGUAUGACUUUAUAUCCGCUUUCUCCCUCUUUGUACAUGAAUAAAUUAUUUAGUUGCCCACGGUUAAGCGUAACGGUUCGCGUAAACUGUACAUACUCGAGUUUUAUUUCCAUGUAUUUGUACAGAAUGUCUUUGAAGAAUUGUCUCCUCAGAUUAUUUUUUUCCCAAUUUUAUGGGAAUGUUGUGCAAUAAAGAUGCUGAUGUUGAGAGAUUU